Abrus precatorius (Indian licorice) is the source of this 1384-nucleotide messenger RNA. RefSeq names its product transcription factor TCP9-like. Lineage: Eukaryota; Viridiplantae; Streptophyta; Magnoliopsida; Fabales; Fabaceae. Gene Ontology annotation, molecular function: sequence-specific DNA binding; DNA-binding transcription factor activity. The record is from RefSeq and is a predicted model, not a curated record. Bases 177 to 1178 code for a protein of 333 amino acids. Gene Ontology annotation, cellular component: nucleus. The transcript has a single exon.
CACUUUGGUGUUCACCCAACACACCUCCUUCAAUUUCACUCAGCCCAAACACAUUUACUAUUUUAUUAUAUUUAUUUUUAAUUUUAAUAAAAGAAAUCAGCUCCGAUUCCAAAUCAAAAUAGAACUGUUUCCGUUGGGUGGGGGCCAUCUUCCAUAGCAUUAUCUUGCAAUUGAGAAUGACCAAAAUGGCGUCGUAUGAGGAACAACAUGAGAUGGAUCAUCAAGACGACGACGGAGUAACAACGGAUCUCAGCACCAGCGACGCAGACCCUUCCGAUACCAACAACAACAUCAAUGGAGUUCAACUCUUCCCACUGAAGGAGGAACCAACCGAUUCAGACCCAAUGGGGAUCGUUCCCGCGCCCAUGCAGCUUCCAGUUACCGUGCCGGGCAAACCCCCCAGGCGUUCCUCCACCAAGGACCGCCACACAAAAGUUGAAGGCCGUGGCCGCAGGAUCCGAAUACCCGCCACAUGCGCUGCUCGGAUCUUUCAGCUGACUCGAGAGUUAGGCCACAAAUCCGACGGUGAAACCGUCCGGUGGCUUCUCGAACACUCCGAACAGGCAAUCAUCGAGGCCACCGGAACCGGCACAGUUCCGGCGAUCGCGGUCUCAGUCGGAGGCGCUCUGAAAAUCCCAACGACCUCGUCUACCGCGAACCAGAACCAAACCGAGGAAGCGUCGAACAAGAAGCGGAAACGGCCUUCCAGCAGCGAGUUCGUGGAUGUAAGCGACGCCGUUUCGCAGUCGUCGGGUCUGGCCCCGGUUCAAGUUCCGCAAGGUCUGGUGCCAGUUUGGGCGGUGGGUAACCCGAGUAUGGUGGUCCCCGCUAAUAGUCUGUGGAUGAUCCCACAGGGCGGUGUUACGGGCCCGUCGAACCAGCAACCUCAGAUAUGGGCCUUGUCUCCGUCGGUAUUGAACGUGGCGGGGCGGCCCAUAUUACCUCUGGUGGGAACGAGGAAUGUUGGAGAAACUUGGGCGAGUUGCAGUGGCACGUCGAGCAGCGUGGGGGCUAAGGUGGGAACUGAGUGUAGCAAUAGCAUGGCACCGAGUGUUAAGAGUGGGGAUUGUGGCGUUCCUAACGAUGGUAGUAAGGUUAAAAUGUUGAGGGAUUUUUCUUUGCAAAUUUACGAUAAGCAAGAGUUGCAGUUGAUGGGUCGCUCCGGGACUGGGACUUAAUAGUCAACAUGCUCAAACUUCCAAUCGAUGAGAAAGAUGACAAUCCACGACUUGGAGUUGUUUUUUUCAUUUGUCUUGAAUUGAAUAAAUGUAAAGAUGUGCAAAUAAUCACAAUCCAUGUUUGUUUGCGUUGUAAUUUAAAUUACAUUGAGCUCCUCUCUGAUUGUUAAUGGAAAGUUUAGGAAUGAGUUAAGUGUUUGGAUUUA